Molecule: messenger RNA, 993 nt
Organism: Chaetura pelagica (chimney swift)
Lineage: Eukaryota; Metazoa; Chordata; Aves; Apodiformes; Apodidae
Gene: FLVCR1
Product: feline leukemia virus subgroup C cellular receptor 1
Exons: 10
Coding region: 1-993 (330 amino acids)
Biological process (GO): transmembrane transport; erythrocyte differentiation; mitochondrial transport
Cellular component (GO): membrane; mitochondrion
Molecular function (GO): heme transmembrane transporter activity; heme binding
Source: RefSeq, a predicted model, not a curated record
AUGCAGGACAAGAAGCAGGAGUGCAGGGAUUGUGCGGGUAGGAACCACAGGAAAGAUGGACAAGGAAUUGCACAUCUUGGCACUGCAAUUGGCUUUUUGUUGCCACCUGUUUUGGUUCCAAACACGCCUGAUGAUCUCGAUCUGAUGGCACAUAACAUCAGCAUCAUGUUCUAUGGAACAGCAAUAGUGUCCACACUUUUGUUCUUCUUAACAGGAGUUGUGUUUGAAGAAAAGCCCAUAUACCCUCCUAGUCACUCUCAAGCAGUCCUGCGAACUGUGCCUCCCGAGGAUUACUCCUACAAGCGGUCGAUUAUUAACUUGUUCAAGAAUAUUCCAUUUGUACUUUUGCUGAUCAGUUAUGGUAUUAUGACUGGAGCAUUUUAUUCUGUUUCAACAUUAUUAAAUCAGAUGAUAAUAAGUCAUUAUAAGGGAGAAGAAGUGAACGCUGGGAGAAUUGGCUUGACACUGGUGGUGGCAGGAAUGGUGGGUUCGAUUAUUUGUGGUUUGUGGCUGGAUUACACUAAAACAUACAAGCAAACUACUUUGAUUGUUUACAUUCUCUCUUUCAUUGGGUUGCUGGUAUUUACUUUUACCCUGGACCUCGGAUACCUUAUAGUAGUGUUUGUGACCGGAGGAGUACUUGGGUUCUUCAUGACUGGCUAUCUCCCACUUGGGUUUGAAUUUGCUGUGGAAAUCACAUAUCCAGAGUCUGAAGGCACUUCCUCAGGUCUCCUUAAUGCAUCAGCACAGAUAUUUGGAAUUAUCUUUACACUUGUUCAAGGAAUACUCACAACAGACUACAGUCCUCGUGCAGGAAACCUCUUUCUUAGUGCUUGGAUUUUUGUGGGCAUUAUUUUAACAGCCUUAAUAAAGUCAGAUUUGCGAAGACACAAUGUGAAUUCAGGGAUUCUAAAUUUGGAUGUUAAAGCUGUUCCAGUUGACAGUCCUGUAGAAUCUGAAAGUACUGCAGUAAAAAGUCAGUCAGCUUUAUAA